This is a messenger RNA of Arctia plantaginis, 240 nucleotides long. NCBI's taxonomy places the organism in Eukaryota, Metazoa, Arthropoda, Insecta, Lepidoptera, Erebidae. The record is from the annotation of a GenBank genome assembly.
AUGACAAUACGUAACGUCGCGCCGUGGGCUCUCACCCCACUGCUGGGAGUGGGCGUGGGGUGCCACCUGUGUACCGUUACAGGGUGUGGUUUGCAGGUAAUCGAUAGAGGAGGUGGCGGCGGGGCCAGCGGGCCGGCGGGGAGGGGCGCGGUGUGCGUGACGGAUCAUGGCGGCGCGGGGGGCCGCGCCCCGCCGCCCUCGUUAAACGCGCCCGCCGGAUACGCGCCGAGCCGCGGUUGA